This is a messenger RNA of Dicentrarchus labrax (European seabass), 1963 nucleotides long. It is a transcript of the gene psmc4, whose product is annotated as proteasome 26S subunit, ATPase 4. Gene Ontology annotation, molecular function: ATP hydrolysis activity; ATP binding; proteasome-activating activity. Lineage: Eukaryota; Metazoa; Chordata; Actinopteri; Moronidae. The transcript is spliced from 11 exons. Gene Ontology annotation, cellular component: proteasome regulatory particle, base subcomplex. The record is from RefSeq and is a predicted model, not a curated record. Gene Ontology annotation, biological process: proteasome-mediated ubiquitin-dependent protein catabolic process. The coding region runs from base 356 to 1609 and encodes 417 amino acids.
GUUUUCUAGUGAUUUUAUUUUUGUUAUAUGAAAUAGAAAAUGAAAAUCGAAUCAUUUUUUAAAUUUCGCUCAUCCCCUUUUUGACCAUGAAAAGAAAAUCGCCUUGUAUUUCAAUUUUAAUUUUUGUAUUUUAAAACGAAAAUCAAAUAACCACUCGUUUUCUGUUUUUUAAUACCCGUUUCUGAAAGGAAAAUCCAAUGACCAAAACAUACACGGACCGGGGCGGCAAUGCGCCGAUAAACUGGAGGCAAAACCGCCGUAAAACACAAGCAGAAGAAGAAAAAGAACUCCAUUACCCAUACAACCUUCUGCUAACGCUUUACGUCAUAACGUCAGUCGGCAGGCAUAUUUCAACAUGGAGGAUAUCGUAGCUGUAGAAAAGAGCCCGGAAGACAUGCCGGCAGUACUGACCUCCAGACCUCAGACUGGUCUGUCCUUCCUGGCACCAGAACCAGAAGAUCUUGAGGACCUUUACAGCAGAUACAAGAAGCUGCAGCAGGAGCUGGAGUUCCUGGAAGUGCAGGAGGAGUACAUCAAAGAUGAACAGAAGAACCUGAAGAAAGAGUUUCUCCAUGCCCAGGAGGAGGUUAAGAGGAUACAGAGCAUCCCACUUGUCAUUGGCCAGUUCCUGGAAGCUGUUGACCAGAACACAGCCAUUGUUGGCUCCACCACAGGGUCCAACUACUAUGUGCGCAUACUGAGCACCAUUGACAGAGAGCUGCUGAAGCCUAACGCCUCAGUGGCCUUGCACAAGCACAGCAAUGCCCUGGUGGAUGUGCUCCCUCCCGAAGCUGACAGCAGCAUCAUGAUGCUUACCUCAGACCAAAAGCCAGAUGUGAUGUAUGCUGACAUUGGUGGUAUGGACAUCCAGAAGCAGGAAGUCAGAGAAGCUGUAGAGCUGCCACUCACACACUUUGAGCUCUACAAACAGAUUGGUAUUGACCCACCCAGGGGUGUCCUUAUGUAUGGACCUCCAGGUUGUGGUAAGACCAUGUUGGCCAAGGCUGUGGCACACCACACUACAGCGGCGUUCAUCCGUGUGGUGGGCUCCGAGUUUGUUCAGAAGUAUUUGGGUGAAGGCCCUCGUAUGGUGCGUGACGUCUUCCGGCUGGCAAAGGAAAAUGCCCCGGCUAUCAUCUUCAUUGAUGAGAUUGAUGCCAUCGCCACUAAGCGUUUUGAUGCACAGACUGGAGCUGAUAGGGAGGUGCAGAGAAUCUUACUUGAGCUGCUUAAUCAAAUGGACGGCUUUGACCAGAAUGUCAAUGUCAAGGUGAUCAUGGCCACCAACAGAGCAGACACGCUGGACCCUGCCCUGCUACGUCCUGGUCGUUUGGACAGAAAGAUUGAGUUCCCCCUGCCCGACCGCAGGCAGAAACGUCUCAUUUUCUCCACCAUCACCAGUAAAAUGAACCUCUCUGAGGAGGUCGACCUGGAAGACUAUGUGGCCAGACCAGACAAAAUCUCUGGAGCUGAUAUCAACUCCAUCUGCCAGGAGGCUGGCAUGUUGGCAGUGCGUGAAAACAGGUAUAUCGUCCUGGCUAAGGACUUUGAAAAAGCUUACAAGACCGUCAUCAAAAAGGACGAGCAGGAGCACGAGUUCUACAAGUAGAGAGAGAAAAAAAUACAUCCUGAAGAAAAAAAAGGUGUCCAGACACACAAGUCUGUUAUUGAUUUACAUCUGUUUGUCUGCAUCUACAGUGUGUUUUGUGGAUUUGCAGUCCCUGACUUGUAUAGAUUUUUGGACUAAAUUUACUCACUGCAAUGUCAGAUUAGCCCUGUGUCUCCAGCCUUGAGAAGACAGACUACCAUGUGAUGGGGUGUUUUUUUGUACAGGCAUUCUACUGUUCCUAAAAAUAUGACCCUGUCUGUAGCUAGGAUAGAACAUUUGUAUCAAUAUGUACUCACUUAACAAGACAAUACUUUAAAAAAAUCCAUUAAAGAUGUUUUCCAUAAAAAAAGAAAA